Messenger RNA from Cercocebus atys (sooty mangabey), 526 nucleotides. RefSeq names its product cytochrome c oxidase subunit 8C, mitochondrial. Gene Ontology annotation, biological process: mitochondrial electron transport, cytochrome c to oxygen. Gene Ontology annotation, cellular component: mitochondrion. Lineage: Eukaryota; Metazoa; Chordata; Mammalia; Primates; Cercopithecidae. The record is from RefSeq and is a predicted model, not a curated record. The transcript is spliced from 2 exons. The coding region runs from base 79 to 297 and encodes 72 amino acids.
ACGCUCACUGGAACUCGCGCUACUUGGCAGCACCUGACUUGUGCUGUCUUCGCCUGAGUUUGUCUUACCUGAAGCGACAUGCCUCUCCUGCGUGGGCGCUGUCCUGUCCGCCGCCACUACCGCGACGUGGCCCUGCUUGGCCUGCAGCCGGCUCCCCGCUUCGCCCACUCUGAGCCCGCGCGCCAGCGGCCCCUUUCUGCCGCCGAAAUGGCUGUUGGACUUGUCGUGUUUUUUACGACCUUCUUAACACCAGCUGCGUACGUGCUAGGCAACCUGAAGCAGUUCAGAAAGAAUUAGAUGGAAGAAGAUGUUGAACAGCUGUUAACGUCCAAAAAACUUUCAGAAAAAGCUGUGUUUUUGUUAACGAGAGCAAGAUUACCUAGUUGAGUGAUGCAACCAUUGUGGUAUUCACUUUCCUCUUGUUUAUGAUGAAUAUUUUGCACUUUUUUAGUACUGUGCAUUAUAUAGAUGUAUAGUGAAAAAUGUUCUGCUUAAGUGUUAAAUAAAACAUUUAUUUGUGCUUGGU